This is a messenger RNA of Loxodonta africana (African savanna elephant), 4095 nucleotides long. It is a transcript of the gene MAGIX, whose product is annotated as MAGI family member, X-linked. Gene Ontology annotation, molecular function: protein binding. NCBI's taxonomy places the organism in Eukaryota, Metazoa, Chordata, Mammalia, Proboscidea, Elephantidae. The record is from RefSeq and is a predicted model, not a curated record.
AUGCAGGGAAUACAGGGUGGAGAGGAGGAAUGUGCUGUCUUAUUAAGGCGAGAGCAGCUAGGAGUGCAUGGUGUCAGCAGGCUGGACUCUGCUGAUAUAGAGGUCACAGACAGUUGCCUGCCUCAAGCUCCUGUUGUCAGACACCAGUGCCAGUCAGAGACCCUGGGUAGGAGUACAACUCUGCCCAGAGCGACCCAGGAUGACGCACGUUGUGCUUCGAAACCACCCCAGACCUCUGGUGGGUUCUGUGUGGAGUUGAUCCGCGGUCCCGCGGGAUUUGGCCUCACUUUUAGUGGCGGUCGAGAUGUUGCCAGGGACGUGCCACUGGCCGUGCUCGGGCUGCUGGAGGAUGGGCCGGCGCAGCUCUGUGGUCGUUUGCAGGCCGGCGACCUCGUGCUCCACAUCAACGGGGAGUCCACGCACGGCCUCACGCAGGCCAGGUCAGAGCGGAUCCGCUCUGGUGGCCCCCGCCUACGUCUUGUGCUCCGCAGGCCUUUUGAGACCCACCCCGGCAAGCCUGAGGGGUUGAGAGGGCCCCAGAAAAGAGUCCUGCCAUUCCUAGAUCGCAGCCUGGAUCCUAGGGAACUGGAGGUAAGGAGGUCUUGCAGCGCCAGCGCUUCCCCACUUCAGCACCCAGGUUCCCGGACGACGGCCAGGACCCAGGGCCUCCCAGAGCCUAGCUCAGAGGCGGCGGUCAGCGUUGCAGCGGUUUCUCCUUCUGAGCGCCACACGGAAGACCCCGACGACCAGUCUCCCAGCUCCCCGGGACCCUGGCUGGUGCCCAGCGAGGAACGGCUCUCGCGGGCCCUCGGGGUCCCCAGGAGCUCGCAGCUUGCUUUGGAGACAGCAGCCUCAAGGCAGACGCACUGAGUGAACAUCCGAAGGCCUGGUGCUCACUUGGUACAGCCCCGCCCACCGCAAACUAGCAAGGUCUGGAGAGCUCCCACUUACUCUGGUGCCCCUCCUGCUGCGCAGUCGACCAGCCCGCCAUCCCCUUGCGGCGUUAGUGGUAUGGCUCUUCCUGACAGCCCGCCCUGCGCUUCGAGUCCAGAACGGAGGAAGUAAUAAAAUAGUUUUAUCCAGUCUGGACUUGCCAGGUGCUCUAAGCAGGGUGGGGCUGCCCAGGCCACCCUGUAAAGGAGCGGUGGGCCAGACUGGUUUCUAGAUGAGACUCUUCUCGUGCUGUUUGUUUCAUGCCUCCUGAUGGGUGUUUGUUGCUGCCUGUCCCUAGCUGGGCAUGCUCUCUCCACACUUCUUUUCUCUUCAUCAACUCCUGCUCCUCUGUCCAUUCACACAUUUCACUUUUUUUGAGGUGCGCGGGGCUCACAGUGCGCGGGGUGGAAAAUGCAAAAGUGGGCUUGUUGUGGCGGAAGUGCACCAGUAUACCCGCAGCCCCCGCCUGGAAUCGUCUAGACCGUCAGCUAACGUCCAGAUAGCAUGGCUAGAAGCAGGGUGGCUUCUUUCGCCAGGAGCCUGCGGUCUCCCGCUUCCGGCCUCGUCUGCCAGCUUUCGCUGGCACGUAGCCUGCCACGGCGGGGGGAGGGGCACGGGAUGGGGCCCUGGAGCCCCCUUUGGGGUGGAGACUGGAAGGUGUGAGUCAGCGACCCCAGGCGGGCCGGGCUAAAAAAGGCUGUUAAAAACUUUGGGCCACGCCCAUCUCUUCCAUAGAUGGUGACAAACUGCAGCGGACUGAACUUGUGUGCACACGCCACCCACUUGGCGUUCCGGUCCCAGGAGAGGCCCAGAGGCUCCUCUACCCUGGGAACAGAGCCCUACAGCCUUGGCUUACAUGCCCAGCGGGACUCCAACCAUAGUAUCCACGCUCUGGCUGAGGCCAGAAAUGACCAAGCACCUCUGCUGUCACCACAUCCUGAACACUUGGUUCCAUCCCCUCAACGAAAGAAGCUGUGGUCGGCCUGGAACAGGCAACUCUCGCCCCUAUUGUGAGAGAAGAAGGGGAAGAGAAAUAAACGGCCCUGAGUGUGAGAGUCCAGGGUGGCACUGGUGAGGAGAGAGCAGCUGAAGAGUCAGGCUGGGAGAGCUGGGAGUUGGGGGAUAAAUAGGUGAACACUGGGAUGGUUAGUGUUGUAAACAUUAUAGGGGAGCAUGUUGGGGCUUCCAGCUACCCCUGAUUCAGCCUGCCAGAGGUGUGGCUCUACCAAAGUCAGGAAAGGGCCCCAGAGCCCCAGUAUUAAUAAACACAGUCACACCCAGGAGACUAAUAAUAGUAACCCCAGCCACCAUUUACUUUGUCUUAUCCCUGCUACAGGCUUUACUCUAUCUCUUUUCAUCUCCUUACAUCUAUUCAACAACUCUCAUGCAUUCAUUUCGCAGAGGAGAGAAGAUAGCAACCCUACAGAACAGAGUAGAACUGCCCGGUAGAGUUUCCAAGGAGCGCCUGGCAGAUUCGAGCUGCCCACCCUUUGGUUAGCAGCCAUAGCACUUAACGACUACACCACCAGGGUUUCCAAGUGAGGCCUAGAGAGUGUAAAUACUUUGAGGGAGGGGUUGAAGGGAGAUUUAAUCAAGGCCUGAUUCCCAAACCUGUCCUCUUAAUCUCACCUGCAUUUGACAAGUAUUAAUUGAGCCCCAACUAUAUAUCUUGCACUGUGAUAGGCACUGGAGAGUCGGGGGGAACAAAUCAGAAAGAUUUCUACCCUUGCAUAGCUGAUGUAGUUCGGGUAAAUAGAUGUUAGACAAGAAAAUGAAUAAAUAAAAGAUAAUUUCAGAGAGAAAUGAGAGAUAUGAAGAUAGCAAAAGAAGGUUAUAUUGGGGGAGGUAAUGAUUGGGAGUUUCCGGCCUCUUUUAAUAUAUGACAUUUGAGCUGGGACCUGAAUGACCAGAAUACAGAGGUAUGAAGAGCUAGGGAAGGGCAUUGACAUCAACGAGAACAGCAAGUGCAAAGGCCCUGAGGCAGCACCAAGCUUGUUCUGUUCCAGAAACUCAGGUAUGUCCUCACAGAAUUAGGAAGCACACAUUCAGCACUGGAAAAAUAUGUUUCAUCCCUUCCACCAUCCAAUCACUCAGCACCCUGGGCUUUGAGGGGCCCUGGAUUGGGAGUGAGAGCAGGAAGCCCCUUGGGUUGAACAGUCUUGGCCUUCCAGCAAUGAUUUUCCCCACCUCAAAUGAGAAACCAAAGUCCAGUCUGGAGAGCAUGCCCCUAGGCACAUCUCAGGGAAUCUUGUUCUGCCUGACCAAGUGCAGUGUCAGAUGCAGAAAUUGAGGCUGGGCCAGGAGAAAUUACUUGAUCAAAGUAACACACUGCAAAUGUCACCAGCAUUAUCACACCCCAGGAGCCAUGCCCUCAUCUUGCCAAGCCUUCAGCAAUAAACCUGUGCUCCUUCCCCAUCCCUCAUCUAGAUAGGGCUCAGCUGACAGCCCCUCCCCUAAGAACCAGGAAACUGAGACCCAGAAUUUAUGGCAAAGAUAUGCAGAUCUAAGAACGGAGAAUCAGAUCCUGGGUCCCAUGGGCUCUGACACUAUUAAUAAUGUUCACAGCCAUUUACUGAAUGUUUGAUACUAAUCAGGCUAUGUUCUCAGCUUUUACACACUCUCAUUUCAUCUCCCAUCACUUCGAAGAGGUUUAUCCCACAUUCCACGAUCUUUCAACUGCAAUUCUGAAGUCCAAAAAGCUCUGGAAACCGACAGUUUUCCCACAAGUUUAGCAUCAUUUGGUUACAAAACCUGACCUGGCCUAACAAGGGACAACUUUGAGCCUUACUUACCUUACUUACUGUGAACGUUCAUAACUUUCCUUGAGGAAAAAGAAACGUGUUCGCUUCCUUUUUUUUUUUUAAUGGGCAACUCUUGACCCCCUGAGAGUGUUAAAUAGUAUACUGUAUAUGCAGCAGGGAAACUUCCUCAAAUUCGAAAUAUUCCAAAUUCCGGAAACGUACCUAGCCCCGAGUCUUUCAGGUUUAAUCUUGAUCGUUUUUUACAGCUAAAGAAACUGAGUCACUCUCACAAAGUCAGAUUCCACCGUUCUGAGUUGAGGCAGCCUCCAGCGCAUUUGUCUACAAAAGGCGAAGGGUCUCGCGAUUAUCGCACCUGGUACUUCGAACUGCCAAGCCUCAAAGGCAGGAGCCCUUCAGAGAU